Messenger RNA from Silurus meridionalis, 1729 nucleotides. RefSeq names its product little elongation complex subunit 1-like. The transcript has 15 exons. The record is from RefSeq and is a predicted model, not a curated record. Lineage: Eukaryota; Metazoa; Chordata; Actinopteri; Siluriformes; Siluridae. Bases 218 to 1729 code for a protein of 503 amino acids.
GAGCACAAGUGACACAAUGAGUUUUGGCGUCUCUGUGACGUCGCCGUAUUGUUAAAAACCCAGAACGCGGAGCAGCAGCCCACAGACUACCAGCUAUUAAGUGUCAAACUUCUCCACCACGCAACUAACCGCGAUCAAUUUCAUCAACUUCGAAAGUGUCAACACACCAGCGAUUCAGCAAAUUCCCAAAAGGAUAAACAGGAAAAGACCUACAGAAAUGCAAAAAAGGGCCGGUGUUGAACACCAGCUUUUGGAACUUAAAGAAACAGACACCAGACAAAAUCUGGAAAUUCGAGGCCUGGAGAGCAAAGUCAGUAGCCCCAAGAAACGCAUGAGCUUAAUUAAGGAAGAACUCUUCAAACUGGAGAGCGAGAUGAACAAAGACGCUAACACCAGACUGGAUUUCCGAGACCUGAAUUUCAGAAGCCUCGAGAAAAGCAUCGGUUCAAUUAAGGAAAAACUCUCCAAACUGGAGAACGAGUUGAACAAGGAGAAAAAGAGUUCCUCCACUCAGACUGGGAAUGAGCAGAAAGCUGACGAAGAUGUCAAAUCUCCCCUCCCAGGAAAUCAAACCCAGGCAAACCUGAGAGCAAAGAGAGCAGCAUCAGGCAUGCCACCACCCAGUGCUGCUAAAAAGCCUCGACUUGAUGCUGCACCUCACAAACACACAACACAAUCCCUCAUCACUAGUGCAUUAGAAACACUGCAGGAUUCCUGUUAUGAUGUUUUAUCUCAAAUAUCGAUUGAUGCACUACUUGAAGGAAACUGUGAACUUCCUUCUCUGACAGAUGAAGAAAAAUCUGUCAUUUCCAAGUUUUGUGUAAAUGAGUUGUUAACUGAGACAUUUCUGAAAGUGGUUUUGGACAAGAUCACGGCGGAGAAAGAGUCUAUGGGACAUGAAAUCCUGCAGUCUCUCUGUAGGGUUUAUGUGGGCUUGUGUGAAAAGAGAGGAGACUUUCAUAAAGCACAUGUCCUCGCCUACAGAUUUCUUAAAGAAGACUUUACUGAAGCCCCAAAACUGAUCAUGGUCAUGGUGACAGCAUGGCCAAGUGUUUUUUCCAAUAACAGCCCUUUAUGCAGAGCCGUUCACAUAGUCAGCAAACUGAAGGCAUACAAAAAGGUUUAUCAUUUGCUCAGCAAGUAUCUGCACUGGGACACGGAGCCUCCAGGAAACAUCUACAGAACCAUCACCAGCACACUGAAAGCUCUACUGGAAGACACAAGUCUGACAUUCCAGAAGAGCAGUUGGUAUGGUGAUGAUCUCUGUCCUGCUGCCUGGGAAUACGUGUUUAGCCUGGAUCUUCUCUGUGCACAACUGGGCUGGGUUUGGACCAUCACCCAUGUUAUACGAAAGGGUGUUUGGCUGAACUUGAAAACUUGGCUGUUGCAAACACGAACAGAGGAAACACAGUUCAAAAACGUCUCUGUAGCAGCAAUUUUCAGGCUAAUUGGGCAACUUGGACAAAAAGGCCUUAAGGAGAACCUGGCAGCAUCUGUCGAAAAUCUGGCAAAACGCAUAACCAAGUUCAGGAAACAAAAACUCUCAAAAGAUUUGCCGUGGGAGGUGCAGCUCGCAAUGGUUUAUGCCACUCAUGAUCUGGCACCCAGCAACCCCAAAGUUGCUCUGAAGGCUUUGGAAUCAUGGAAGCAAAAUCUCACAAAGCCCGUUCCUCCAGCCGUCACCAAGUGCCUUGAGCAGAUCAGCCAACUCUAUUCUCAAACAAAAUAA